UUUGUAAGCGAAAUGGAAAUUGGGUUAUGUGUAUAUAAAUGAUCAGGAUGAUGAGAACUACGAGCUCAUAGAUGGGCGUAAUCGGGCCACCAUUAACCUAAGGCUUAUAAAGUGGCGUAACUAAGCUGUAUCAGUUCGUGAAGCACAACAAUGGUUCGCUCGCUACCGUUUGUUUAUUUAUUUAUUAGUUUAAAUAUAAAAAAAAAUUAAGUUGAAGUUUGAUCAGAAAUACGAAAAGACUUUUUCGACUACCCAAUAUUAUCUGAUUUUAUCGAGUGUAUGAGCGGUUUUAAAAAAGUUUUAGCUCACAUGUUUCGCUUCUAAAUUGCAUUAAAUAACAGUAUUGUGUCAUUAUUUAGUUUUUAGUUAUAACACUUCGUAUAUUUUCGUUUAACUACACUUUUUGUACGUGACAAUAGACCUUUUCUGCCAUCUUAAUCUUAAUUUAUCUUCACUUUUACUCCAGUUAUCGCUUUCAUGGACGAACGAACGAGCCGACGGACAAUCAGAAUCACUCCGAGUUCAGCUCGUCUCGUCAUCAUAAACAAUUAUACGAACAUGUCACCAUAUCUACUAUAUGUACAUAUAUCGGUUGGUUUACUCUCUCUGUCGAUAGCAUAAAAAUGCUGCACAAGCCUUCAGCAUGCAUUAAAGUAGAAGAAAAACAAAAGAACGCGAUUGUAUAUUUGAUUACGCAGAUUGCUGCCAGUAAUAAGAAGUUAGCGGAAAUACAGAAAAGACGACAACUUAGAUUGGAAAAAAUAUUAACUGAGAUAAAAAUGCAAAAUUCCUUAUUGCUUUUUGUAAUAAAUAACAAUAAGCCAAAACGUUUGUGGAAACACGAAAGGCACGGUAAUUUUUGCGAGCUCGACGUUGCUUUCAAUAGUGAACAAUUCUUCAAGGAGAGCUUCAGAAUGAGUCGGGAAUCAUUCAAAAUUUUAUGUAAUGAGCUAACAAACAUUGGCAAACGUGAUACUACAUACAGGCAAUGUAUUCCAUUAGAAAAAAGAAUAGCUAUCGCUUUGUAUGCCUUUGGCUCUUCUGCUGAGCACAGAACAGUUGGAAGAUUAUUCGGGGUUUCCAAAGCGUCUGUAUGUUUUAUCCUUAAAGACUUUUGCAGAGCGGUGUGGGACAUACUAUCGCCUAAAUAUUUAGCCAGCUCAUUUCUUACACAAGAAAAAAUUACGGAGUGCGUUGAAGGAUUUAGAAAAAUUGGAUUUCCCCAAUAUCUGGGCGCAAAUGGAUGUCAUAUUGAGAUUAGGCCCUCCGCAUCUGAUGCUGUUGACUAUUUCAACUACAAAGGUUGGUACUCAAUGGUUUUACUAGCCCUCGUAGACUACAGGUAAGUUAACAACUUAAAUACUUAAAACAUUUUUUUAGAUAUACAUAGGUUUAUGUACAUUAAUGUUGGAGCACCUGGUCGUUGUAAUGAUUCCCAAAUAUUUGAAAACUCCGACUUGAAAAGAAUUUUGCAAAACCCACUGCUUAAAGAGAAUGCGAAAAAACUUUGUGACACUAAUGUCACAAUUGUAGUUCUUGGAGACUUGGCGUUUCGCUUUACUCCGUUUCUAAUGAAGCCCUAUCCCUAUAACCAAGCCGCUGAGGAUCACGAGAAUAUUUUCAAUUACCACUUAUCUAAAUCUCGAAGGGUUGUGGAGAACGCUUUUGGCCACCUGAAGGCAAGGUUUAGAAGGAUAGGGAAAGGAAUUGACAACGAUAUUAAAAACGCUAUAUUAAUAAUAAAGUGUUCUUGCGUCUUGCACAAUUUUGUAAAUGAAGUGAAUGAUAGCAUAAACACGAAAUGGUUGCAAAUGCAAACAAAUUUCGAAAGCGCACACCCACGAGAGUAACCUGAUCCAUUAUUCAUUUCUGGAACCGACGACCCUAACAUCAGAAAAUCUAUAGCUCUAUUUCUAUGUAAGUUUAUGUGUUGUAUUUUAUCAGUUCAUUUUUUCAUUUACAGCAGUGUUGGUACACGUAGGGAAAAUUCCCUACACGUAGGGAUUUAAGUCGAAAAAAAUGGACGUGGGGAAAAAAGGACAGAUUUUUAUAUAUAAGUAAAAUGUAGGAAUUUUUUCGACAAAGCAAAAUCGAAAUUUCUAUGUAAUUUUUUUUCGGUCAAAAUGCAAAUAAGUCUAUUUUUUAUCAAGAAUAUGUUCGAAUGGCAGCAUUAAAUCGGUUUCAACCAUUUUUACAGAAAAGAGUUCUUCAACAGAAUCGGACGAGAGUAUUGGAAAGAGCCGCAAAUAUCGCAAACAAAAGUUUACAAAUAAGUGGCUAGGAGACGAAAGAUUCAAGGGUUGGUUACAAGCUUUGGCCGGUGAGUCGUUUAAAUGCAAAUGCGCUGCCUGCAACAAAAUUUUAAAUUGCGGCAAGUCUGAUUUAUUGAAACACGCAGAAACAAAAGCACACCAGAAAAAUGUGAAAGCCAUAAGCAAAACGAGCAAAUUGAAUACUUUUUUUAAGAGAAACGUAAAUGCAGAAGGGGAUGUAGAUAAAAAAAAAUUUGAAAUAAGACUCAGCAUGUUUUUCGCUGAACACAAUGUCGCUUUGACAGUGGUAGAUUUAUGUAUUAUACAUAUUUAAUAUUAUAAUAAAUGUCUAACCUUUUGUACUUUAAGUCAAACUUUUUUGUUUUCUUUUAAUAUUGUAAGAAAUGAUUGGUAAAACUUGUAGGGAAUUUUGUGGGGAAAAAUUUUAAAACAGCGUAGGGAAAAGUGGGAAUUUUUUUCUUCUUUGGUGGGGAUUUUCCAA
Messenger RNA from Bactrocera dorsalis (oriental fruit fly), 2754 nucleotides. RefSeq lists its product as uncharacterized. The record is from RefSeq and is a predicted model, not a curated record. The transcript is spliced from 3 exons. Lineage: Eukaryota; Metazoa; Arthropoda; Insecta; Diptera; Tephritidae. Bases 624 to 1346 code for a protein of 240 amino acids.